UAGCUCCUCGCCAUGCGCAGUGCUUCACUUAGAAAGCGCUCUCCGGUACUAGUUGUCGUCAUCGUCUUGGCUGACGGCAGUCCGGUCCGCUGUCCGACUAGUUACACCCUCAUAUCCUCCCCUCUUGGCAAGCACCGCCUCGCUCCGCCCGCAACAUCCCCAAAGCAGCACUGAGUGACGGUGGCUGCUGUGUCCCUCCAUGGAAGAUGUGGCUGAGCCCCGAGGAGGUGCUGCUGGCGAAUGCUCUCUGGGUAACUGAAAGGGCGAACCCCUUUUUCCUACUGCAGCACAGAAAGGGCCAUGGCAAAGGAGGGGGCUUGACAGGUCUGCUGGUAGGAACUCUUGAUGUGGUUCUGGAUUCCAGUGCAAGAGUUGCCCCAUACCGAAUCCUCCAUCAGACACAGGAUUCGCAGGUUUACUGGACAGUCGCUUGUGGUUCCACGCGUAAGGAGAUCACAGAGCACUGGGAGUGGUUGGAGACCAACUUACUUCAAACGCUCUCCAUUUUCGAGAAUGAGGAAGACAUCACAACCUUUGUUAAAGGAAAAAUCCAGGGUAUAAUUGCAGAGGAAAACAAGAACAAGGAGAAAAAUGAAGACGAGAAUUCGGACAAGUUUAAGGAGGCAGAAUUAAAGAUGCGCAAGCUAUUUGGGAUGCCAGAAGUGGAAAAACUGGUGAACUAUUACUCAUGUAGUUACUGGAAGGGGCGGGUCCCUAGACAAGGCUGGCUAUACCUUACUGUCAAUCAUCUCUGUUUCUACUCUUUCCUCCUGGGAAAAGAAGUGACCCUGUUAAUGCGAUGGGUGGACAUCACUCAGCUGGAGAAGAAUGCUACAAUCCUAUUUCCUGAAAGUAUUAAAGUGAGCUCCCGUGAUAGCGAUUACUACUUUUCCAUGUUUCUGAACAUCAAUGAAACAUUCAAACUGAUGGAACAGUUGGCAAACAUUGCCAUGAGGCAUCUUUUGGAUAAUGAGGGGUUUUCUGAGGAUAAGUCCCUUCCAAAGCCUUGCAAGACUCUUAAGCAUGUCUCUACAUUGAAAAGGGACCUUGAUGCUCGAGCAAAGAAUGAAAGAUACAGGGCAACUUUCCGUCUCCCAAAGGAUGAGCGACUAGAUGGACAUACAGACUGUACACUUUGGACCCCCUUCAACAAGACGCACAUUGCUGGUCAGAUGUUUGUCUCCAAUAAUUAUAUUUGUUUUGCUAGUAAAGAAGAUGAUGGCUGUCGCUUGAUUAUUCCUCUCCGAGAGGUGACAAUUGUUGAGAAAGCAGAUAGUUCCAGUGUGCUACCUAGACCACUUUCCAUCAGCACCAGAAGUAAGAUGACCUUCCUAUUUGCCAAUUUAAAAGACAGAGACUUCCUGGUGCAAAGAAUUUCAGACUUUCUACAAAAAACACCUGUCAAAACAUCCCCCAGCAACAGUAAAGAGAAACAAGAUGGUUUUGGUACAGCUGAAUGUGAGGAAGUUGUGGAGAAUCUUCCACAAAGUCCCUUGGCCUCCAGUCCUGCUUCUAUUUCAAAUAAUAAACAGAACACACCCUACGAUAACAGUGUGCCAACUGCUAACCAGGGAUUAUUGAAAAUAUUCAGCAGAGGAUCCCCAGAAGACCUAGGACCUAAAAUGGCCAAGGAGAAGAUGAAGGAAGAGUCUUGGAAUAUUCAUUUUUUUGAGUAUGGGCGUGGAGUAUGCAUGUAUCGCACACUGAAAACACGAGAGCUGGUGAUGAAAGGAAUACCUGAGAGUCUGCGAGGUGAACUGUGGCUUCUAUUUUCAGGAGCACUGAAUGAAAUGGUAAGUCAUCCAGGUUAUUAUGCAGACUUGAUUGAACAGUCAGCUGGAAAAUGCAAUCUGGCAACAGAUGAAAUAGAGCGAGACUUGCAUCGGUCCAUGCCAGAGCACCCUGCUUUUCAGAAUGAGAUGGGCAUAGCUGCUCUACGGAGGGUUCUUACAGCUUAUGCAUUUCGAAAUCCCAAUAUUGGAUACUGCCAGGCUAUGAAUAUUGUGACAUCAGUGUUGUUGUUGUACUGUAGUGAAGAGCAGGCCUUCUGGCUCCUGGUUGCUUUAUGUGAGAGGAUGCUUCCAGAUUACUACAAUACCAGGGUAGUGGGUGCUUUGGUAGAUCAAGGAGUCUUUGAAGAUCUAACACGAGAAUAUAUUCCUCAGCUGUAUGAGAAGAUGCAGGAGCUUGGUGUGAUCUCUACUAUUUCAUUGUCAUGGUUCCUCACUAUCUUCCUAAGUGUUAUGCCCUUCCACAGUGCAGUGGUGGUUGUAGACUGUUUCUUUUUUGAUGGCAUUAAGCUCAUCUUUCAGGUUUCCCUUGCAGUCCUAGAGGCCAAUAUGGAGAAACUGCUGAACUGUGCUGAUGAGGGGGAGGCCAUGACUGUCCUAGGCAGGUACUUGGACAAUGUAGUGAACCAUCAGACUGCUUCAUCCCCAGUUCCACAUCUCCAUGCUUUACUUACGAGUGGGGAUGAGCCCCCUCUUGAAAUUGACAUCUUCGAACUAAUCAAGUCUUCGUUUGAGAACUUUGGUAGCCUGAAAGCAGAUGUUAUUGAACAGAUGAGGUUCAAACAACGGUUAAAAGUGAUCCAGUCUUUGGAGGACACUGCAAAGAGAAGUGUGGUCCGAUCUAUCCUGUCUGAAUCCUGUUUUACAAUUGAAGAUCUGGAGGAGCUUUAUGUUGUUUUUAAGGCAAAACAUUUGAUGAGCUGCUAUUGGGGUGGCACAAGUACAGCUGCUGAGCGACAUGAUGCCAGCUUGCCAUACCUUGAGCAGUACCGCAUUGACCUGGAACAGUUCCGAGAGUUGUUUGUUGCCCUGGCCCCAUGGUCAUGUGGAAGUCAUGCUCCUGUACUUGCAGGUCGAUUGUUCCGACUUCUGGAUGACAACAAAGACUCCUUAAUUAACUUCAAGGAAUUUAUAACAGGCUUGAGUGGCUUGUAUCAUGGAGAUUUCAUAGAAAAAUUUAAAUUUAUUUACAAGCUGCACCUUCCUCCAGCUUACUGUUCAGAAGAAGCAGAGUCAGCCUUGGAAGCAACAGAUUUCUUCACAGACAGUGUUACACCAGUAGUGACUCCCAUUCUUUCUGAUUUGGACUUCCUUCAGUGCGAGUCACAAGGUGCUGAUGCCAACAAGGAGGAAGCGGGAAACAAGGAAGUAAAAGAUAAGAAAGAUGAAAAGGCAAGCACUGUUAAAGAUUACAAAUAUUAUUUACGCAUGUGGGCUAAGGAAAAAGAACCCAAGAAAGAAUCCAUAAAAGAUUUACCAAAAAUGAACCAGGAGCAAUUUAUUGAGUUAUGUAAGACCUUGUACAAUCUCUUCAGUGAUGAUCCACAGGAGCAGGAGUUGUACCACUCAAUUGCAACCGUGGCUAGCCUUCUUCUGAAAAUGGGUGAGGUUGGCAAGAAAUUUACAAACACAAGUGCCAAGAGAACAGAAAACAAUGACAUGAGCAAUGUUGUCUCCACUCAAAGCAAGGAACAGCUGACCAGUCCAGACUCAGGGCAGGCUAUUUUGAUACAAUGUCAAGUGAAAACGAGUUCAGAUGGAGAGACUGCUGGCGACAAACAUGCUCUGAAAGGGCAACUGGAGAACAUGAGACUUGCAGAAGGAGAGAUAGGAAUUUCUCCCUCACAACUGGCAUCUGAUGAAGAGAUGAAAGAUGAUACUUCAAUGUCGUCAUAUUCAGUAGUAAGUUCAGGGUCCCUUCAGUGUGAAGAUAUUGCAGAUGACACUGUCCUUGUAGGGUGUGACACAGCUACCGCUAUACAGAAGUAUAGCUCCAUUGAUGUGGAUUGGUCCAUUAGCUUUGAGCAGGUAUUGGCUUCAAUGCUUACAGAGCCACCUCUAGUGGACUAUUUUGAAAAAAAGCAGGAUAUCAGAUCCAGGAUUGAAGCUUGCAAACAGCAAAGGGCAAUAGAAAGGCAGCUUAGUUCCUCUAGUGACUAUGAGUUGUCAGUUUUAGGUUAACAAGUAUAAAAUGACAGAUUGUCAUAAAGUUGAAGAAAAGCAGAUUGCCGGGAUUAUAAGCUGCUUUGUGAUUUAAAGUCAACAUGCAAAACACAUUUACACAACUUACAGAAACACAAAACUAUGUGCAGCACAUAUGUAUUUGUUCAUAGUGCAACUUGUAACUUCCAGUACUAUUACCUCUGCCUCCCAAUGCCAGUGUGGUUGCUUUAGGGACAGCUGAAUUAAUACAUGACUGGAUAUGCUACACAAAAAGGGAUCCACAGACCUUGUCUCAGCUUAAAAUGUAUCGUUUAUGAACUGUAUAGCAUAACUUGUUUAUUUUUCUGUUCUUGUCCUAUUGUAUUUUUACAUUCAUAGAAGAAAAAUCUUCAGUUUUUCUGCUUCAGACUUUGUGUGACACUUGCUAACAGCAAAGCAGAAAACAUGAGUGUGUUCAUUUCACAGGUUUUUGGAUUUAAUCAUGUUGACAUAAGGUAAUGCAGGACUUCUUAGUAUUGGCAUUGUGAUUUUUGUACCUGUAUGUUUGAGGCGUGUGCUCAUUAAUGCACUGCUGUAGAGUAGAUAAUGCAGAGAACCAAUCUGCUGAAUAAUUUAGCUGUGCAUGUCAUACUGUCUGUAUUGCAUACUUCCCAUUACAUGUGAGUGCAUGUUUCUACAGUUUCACAAAUACAAGUACUACACAAUCCUUGUAUAUGUAUAAUGCAGAGUUUCAAAAGUACUUGUACUUCACAGAUUAUGUGUAUGUGCACUCCACAGUUCCACAAGUACAUGUAUUACACAGUGCAUGUGUUUGUGUAUUGCACGGUCCAACAAGUACUUGUGCUACAGUUCAUGUGUAUGUGUGCUUCACGGUUUACAAGAACUUGGGCUACACAGUCCCCAUGCAUGUGUACUGCACAGUUCCACAAGUGUGUGUACUACACAGUCCAUUUGUAUGUGUAUUGCACAAUUCUGUACACAUGAAAUGGACAAUUCUGCAUGUACCUGUUCUACAGUGGACAACAUUUACUGUACAAAUCUACAUGUAAAUAGUGCUGCCCAGCCCAAGUGUACAUGUACUGUAGAGUUUCUCGUGCCAUCUGUAGUACAAUCAAAUUUAUUGUCAGCAUAUAUUAGUGCUUUAAAGUCUCAGGUGUGAUGUAUUACUAAUGUCUUUGUUGUAACAUAUUGAUUUUGUAUACUGUGCUACUAAAUACAAUGCAAAGGGUGUUAAAAAACACCUGUGUACAAUGCUUAGACAAAAUUUCUCUACUUCCCCUUUUCAGUCAUGUGUCUUUUCCUGAUGUGAAAAACUUUUCUUUCUUUUUUCUGUGCAGACCCAGUAAAUAUUUAGGGUCCUUUCAAAAAGCAUCCUUUCUGACUUUUCUAGAGCAAUCCUAGAAAUAUCUAGGUUCCUUUAUUAGGAAGAGAUGUGAUCACAUGUUGACUUCACUAAGCUGAGAUCUUUGUAAUUCUGCUAGGAGUACCUCAUCCAGAUAGUAAGGUAAAGGCUUAGUGAGACUAUAGGAUGUUUAUCCCAUUUUUGCUAUGUGUAUGUGUCUGUGUGUGUGUCUGUCUUAGUUAUGGCAAAUAAAUGCACCUGUGAACUAAUAAGAUCUGUUGUAAUGCAGUUGUGACCUUAUGAUCAUAAUCACAUUAGCCAUAUAAUCUGUUUAAAAAAACAGAGGUUUUAAAUUGCAGAUGUAUUAAUAUUUAUUAAACAUACCUUUACUCUUUCCUAAUUUUUCAGUAGUAACACCCUUCUGUGGACAGGACUCUGAGGAAAGUGCUAUUAAGUAUAUAACUUUCUGAUGGACAUAGUACAACUACUUCAGGUUCUUCAGAGUCAGUCACUCUUAAGUUUUUGUAACUAACAGUAUGUAUUUAUUCUGUCAGAAAUUUAAUCCAGACAAAUACCACCCUAACAUCAUUAAGUUAAAUACCCAAAGUUAAUGUACAGAGGGCAAAUCACAAUUAAUACUUCAACCAGUACUGUAUGUAGCAGAAAUUAAUGCUAACAACAUCUGUCCGACAAAGGAAAAAAAAAAAAGGUUUGCUAUGGAAGCAAUGUGUUUCUUAAACUACAGUUGGGCUUCCUGGAUGCAGUAUUAAAGAAAGAUAGUGCUUUCUGUUUGAACUGUUUACAAGUUAGUGGAUCAAAGACUGGUCACGUAAAUUUGUGUAAUUUUAUGUAUAUGAUGGCUGGCAUAUUUCAUUACCCUCUCUUUUGUGUCUUGAGUUUUCAUCAUGUAUUUCUGUGUGCACACAUUUUCUGUGGUUGAAUUAAAUAAAUUCAUGUUUCUUUUACGAGAUUUCCCAUGGCAGUGCAGAGGGUAAUAGAGCUUUUUCCUGCACCCUCUAACCCAAACUUGUAUAUCAAACUCUCCAUAUCGCCCGUGUUGGAGCUUACCUCAAGAAUGCAUCUGAUUGAAAGCUGCCACAGAUAUUUGAUAAACUGACUGUUCUGCACUUUACAUUUUAUUGUUGUGAUAUCAUUAACAAGUUUUCUGUUUUACAGAACACCACACUCCAUACCCAUAGCAAAAAAUGUCUGCAGGUAAGCAGUCUGCAAGGCAUUUAAAAAGGUGCAUUAGAGGUGCAGUGGGUAUAUUGUGUCUGCAUUAGCCAGAAAUUAAAAUGUGCCAAAAUUAAUUGCCGCAAAUAAAAGAAAGAAAAAGAAUGAUAGUGGUAAAUAACUGUGGCAGAUGCACAAUAAGGUGAAGUAUAUUAUUGCAGAUACUGUAUGAAUAUUUUUACAGUAGAAACAAAGAUUUUGUUUUUCCAUUUGCAUUUUAAGGAAAGGAUACUUCAGAAAUGUUCUUUGUGGAACAUAUAUUUCACUUUAUUAUGAAGCAGUUGCUUGCACAGUCUGCCGUCAUAUUUGAGGUGGCAAAGUGCUAUUUUUUCCAUGCUUACUAACUGUAGCAUACCCAGUCAUGUAUAUUGUUCUUUAAAAAUGUGUUAUAUUGGGGCUCACAUUUUUGGGUUUAUGAAUCACUGGUUUGAUUCCUUUAAUGUAAAGUUACAUGCUGCUGUUAAAGUCACUGUACAAUUUUUCAUCUGCUUUGACCAACUUUUCUGGUGCCUGAGUAGUGUCUUUAAACUGACAUUUUUAUAAUAAGUAAUAAAUUUGUUUUAGUUUGUGAACUACUGUGGUUGUAUUGGCUAUUUGCUUGAGGAUUUGUUUGUGCUCUGUAGACAGAUAGCCAGUAACAAUUUCUGAGCUGCUUGUUUGACAGUACAUCUUUUCAGACACUCAUAUGCAGAAACGGAACUGGGAUGAGUAGAUUUUUUUUGUACUGGCGCUUUAGUUCCCUGGUCAUUUUAGCAGUAGCCACAGAUGUGAUGUGCUUUUUGGUAUGAAGAGAUGUCCCUUUGAUGUGUGAGGCGAGGCAUGAGGUAAAAAGCUGAAAGUUUCUCAUUGUGCUGCAAACCACUACACUUACCCACUGAUCAAAAUUCUGUUUCCUGUUUUUUUCGUUUAUAUAGUGGACUGGUAUUUAUAGCUACUAACCCCGCUAUGAAUUAUUUUCUGGUUGGCAAGUUAAAACAUUUGUAAUUCAUUUACAAGAAACAUUAUUAGUCACAAAACAGAGAGCUGCAAGUUUUUUUAAAUAGAUCAAUUUCUGUAAAAGAAAGCAGAUAGAUUUUUCCAUUCAUGACCAAAAAUUUUCUCUCAAACAUACUGCCUUUAACAAAACCUUAGACAAGGGUAUUACAAUGAUCUUUGCUUUGCUUGUUUGAUACAUAAAUUGUGAAUGUGUUAGACUUUCCUUAUGUUUCUGUUUCCUUCUGGAUAAAAAUAUUUUUAAUUUAACUCGGCAAUGGUUUACAUAUACAGAGUCCUUGCUUUGUGAGGGGAAAGGCAUGACACUGUUGUAUUUUAAUAUGCAUUUUUGUAUUCAAACAUGCAUUGUAGAACAGGUAGGCCAAGAUUUCAUAUCAUUAUUUUUCCAAGCAUAAAUAUUCCUAGGAAGAAGUAACAUUUAAUAAAUAACUAGACAUUCCACAAUUUUGAGAGAAUAUUUAAUAUUUAGCCAAUCAGUUAUGCACUUUUCCAGUCCAGAGCACUCUCGAUGCUUUCUUUUGGCUUCAGAUGUAACACGUAAGACAAUCUGGUAUGGCAUCCAUGUUAAAGUUUAAAUGUGCUUUGGUUUGAAAAGUAGGAUUUUAAGUAUGCAUCUUCACUGCCUGAAAACUCCCAAGUACCAGAUGAAUGGGGUCUGCUAAACAAGGUUUACUUUUCAUACCACCUUUGCUACAAUGUGCUGUUCUGAUGUCCUCGUAUUUAUAUACUACUUGUCUUUGAACUCCUCAGCCCAAGUCAUGCUUUUUAUAUUGCUAUUAUCAACUUGUCACACUAUAAAGCAUGACAUUUUAAUAAUAAAUUUCUGUUGACAGUGGCAGUUUUAUGUUUUAAAGCACACAUUUUAAAGUUAAAAAAGUGAUAGUUUUGUUUAUAGAGCAUGUAAAGUCACCCCCAUUCAAAUAAAUGUACAUAUUAAUUGUAGUAAUAAUAAUAAGCUGUAGUAUUUCUGAUCUGCCAAAUGAGAAUAGCGGUGUGUCAGUAUAUUUCUUUAGGGUUGAACCUUUGUAUUCCUGUUAAUAUUAAGGUUUUGCUGACAUUUAUUCCUGAUAUAAUACUAAUACAGACUCCUUGGAGCACAUGCACUUUUAGUUUACUUGGUUUUAUUGGAAUUUUUACAGUUGCUUUAAAAAUUAUUUUGAAGCCAUAAUCAUAGCUAGCAGAAAAUGUAAGGCACUUCACACUGCUCUCUUCUAGCAUGAACUUUUUUUUUGUUGUUAUACUCUUGUUUAUUUGACAUUGUGACAUGACUGUAUAACCAGUCUGGAUUUUGGAAUGUAAAGCAUGUUAAUUCUAAGUUCAUGUCUGGUUACCCUAUUAGUACAACUGAGAUGUUUUGGGUCAGAUGACUGUGGAAGACUAAGUUGGGUACUUACAUAUUAUCGCAACCACAUUUGUCACUGGAUUACCGGCUGGUUUCCAAUCCUGAAGAAAUACGCCCCGUAAUGGUUUUAAAAAGUUACAUGGUGUGUUUUCUUUAAUCGUACAGGCUCUUUUCUGGACUGUUAUCAAUAUAAUGUACAAAGCCCCUACUGUCGCUGUUUGUUUAUGCAGUGUACUGACAGCAUGUCGGUUAUUGCAACUCCGCUCGCUGAACAUUCCUUUCUUCCUGCCAGCAAAUGCGGUCAAGUAACAGUUAGACUUACAUUUUGGCCAUCACAGCUGUGUCAUUAUUGUACUGUGACUGGUAUAAUACUCUGUUUUGCUUACUUUAACAGACAUGUAGCGUGACACGUAAGUUUCCUCAGGAAAAAAACACUGUUUAGAAGAAGUAGUAACUGCGCUUGCUGAGAAAUUCCCACCGCAGAGAAACAGAAAGACAUAGUGACAGUGAUCAACAUCGUUGCAACACUACUCAUGACAGUAAUCAAUGAAGUACUAUGUGGUUUUCUCCGAACAUGCCAGUGCAGACAACACAGCAUGCACUGUUAAAGACAACUACACCAUGUAACAUUUUUAUCAUGACAUUAACACCAUUGUGUAGGGACAGGACCUGUUCAGUUAAUUUAGCAUUAAGUUACAGUAACCAGGAAAAUGGCAUGACAUGCUGCUGCCAGGGAAGUGCAUGCAUAGACAGCUUCAGUGUUUUUCUAAUUUUUAUUCAUAGCCCUGCAUAAAAGACCCUUCCUUGUCAAAGCAAACACAUUGUCUCCCAUUUUUAAAACAUUACCGGUCACAUUUCACUAUCAGGAAGCAACCUUUAUGAUCGCAAAAAUCUGGUUGCGGUAAUACGUAAGUACCCUAAGUUGUGUUUUGUCACAUGCCUGCAAAUUUGUGGUACUGUAAAUUGGAUUAGAGAAAAUCUGUAGGAAAUUUAAAACACUGCCUGCUUCACAGAUCGGGGCAUAAACUAACUUAUUCUCCCUGCAUCAUCCUGUGGAAAAUAAAAUAAAUGUGUCAUGCUCACUGUAAAACGUAUAACCAUUCAUGAUACAGGUGAAUAUGUAAAUGUGUAAUUUCAUGUCUAGCACAAGCCAGCCCCUUUCAGUGAGGGCAGGUUAAGGUGAGUUGUCUUAAGUGUCAUUGAUUUUAUGUGUGGUCAUGUUGCAUUUUAUUGUUAAGUGUAAUUUGCUUUACUGUAAUGUUACAUGCAUGCUUUAAGUGCGUGGAGCUUUAGAGUAAAAUAAAUAAAAAUACAAAUGAAUGUAAGCAUAGUUAUAAUAUAGUAAUUCCAUAUAUUUGCAUAUGCAGAUGCAAAGUAGGCCUAUAAUGCAGCACAGUAAUUGAAAUGUCAACUGCCCUAAUAUGUAUUACAUAUUUUACAGUAUGUCAAAUAACAGACAUUAUUGUAGUUUUUUUCAGAGGAAAAUGCUGAUAUUCUUUAUAUCAGAAACAAACAGUCCAAAGGAAAACCUUCCAAAACACUAAGCAUCAAAAAUGACUGAAGAAUAUCAAAUCAGACAGGCUUAUGAAGUCUCAUACCCAUUUUCUUAGCAAAAUGUUUGCUAUUUUAUCUUUAUUUUAUUUCAUUAAACCUAAAGUGAUGGCCUUCAGUCAUUCUUGGUGCUUCAUUUUUGGAAAGUUUUCCUUUUGUUUUUGUAGCUUUGUAAGGAUGGUACACAGUGGGUAGGAAUAUAAGUUGGUUGAAACUCCCACUCAGUCAGAUAUUUCAGGUUGACAAACUGCAGUGAUUCACCUUUAAAUUCUGAUCACGUUUUCUUCAGAGUACUUUGCUUUAUACCAUCCAGCUUAUUAUUUUUCUAGCUGGAUUUUCUUAGUAACCAUGUCCUCCAAGUCAGUCAUUUUACUAACUAAUAAAUAUUAUUCUUUGUAAAGAAUUAAUGUGGGAUAAAAACCUCAGGUCAUGUUAAAUAGUUUAAACUAUUUAAUGCAAUCAGCUACUGGGACCUAUCUGCUUAUUAAUUUGUGACACACAACUCAGAAUUAUUCACAUUUUAUCUUGCUCCUGAAGUCUUCACAUGUAUGUAUUUAAGCUAUUUUGCAAUCAGUUUUUGUGGUAUUUGUUGUAUAUGGAAGUGUAGAAGACAGAUAAUCUGCCUUUACUAAUAAAAAUUAAAUUAUUUUAAAUAAAGUACUGGUAAAAACAAACUCAA
Messenger RNA from Protopterus annectens (West African lungfish), 11093 nucleotides. RefSeq names its product TBC1 domain family member 9B (gene TBC1D9B). Gene Ontology annotation, molecular function: calcium ion binding. Lineage: Eukaryota; Metazoa; Chordata; Ceratodontiformes; Protopteridae. The transcript is spliced from 22 exons. The record is from RefSeq and is a predicted model, not a curated record. The coding region runs from base 207 to 3971 and encodes 1254 amino acids.